Ostertagia ostertagi is the source of this 1764-nucleotide messenger RNA. NCBI's taxonomy places the organism in Eukaryota, Metazoa, Nematoda, Chromadorea, Rhabditida, Trichostrongylidae. The record is from the annotation of a GenBank genome assembly.
GGGUGAACGUGAUCCAAAGCGGUUCUCCCGGCUCCAAGCCGACCGUACUGAUUAGGGGUAUCCCCUCUUUCUCCGGCACUGACCCCGUGGUGAUCAUUGAUGGGGUUCCCCAAACACUGACCGAUUUCAAUUCCAUCAGUGCAGCAGAUAUAGAAUCAAUCAAUGUAUUGAAAGACGCGGCAACGACAGCUAUAUAUGGAGUGAAAGGUGGUAAUGGCGUGAUCGUCGUUACAACCAAGUCCGGACGUAAGAACCAGCGCCCAGAAAUUAGUGUCAACAGCAACUACGGUAUACAGGAAGUAAUGAAUACCAUUGGGGUAUUGAAUGCUACCGAAUACGCAGCCAUUAUUAAUGAAGGAAGCACGGUUGCCGGUGGUAAUGUCAUAUUCCCCGAUAUAUCGAAACUGGGUGUUGGUACAGAUUGGCAAAAAGAGAUUUUUGAAAAGGCACCACUCCAGUCACACAGUAUUUCAGCCCGUGGCGGAAGCGAUCGCAUGUCUUACUUCCUUUCUGCCGGCUAUCUCAGCCAGAGUGGUAUUGUGGGUGGAUAUGACAAAUCGAGGUACAAUCGUGGUACAUUCACCGCCAACCUGAACUUUGAUCUUACCUCCCGUUUAAAAUUCAUUUUGAAUACUACGGGUGUAAUGCUGAAUGGACGAGGUGUACAGGAAAACUCAUUUAACAGCAUUAUCGGAAGCGCUUUAAACUUUGACCCGACUGUUCCAGUUUACAACACUGUAGCAGGUACACCGGGUCAGUAUGGUUUCAGUAACCUGUUGUUGUCUGAAAUAUUCAACCCGCUUACCAAGCUUGAAAACACAUACAAUAAAAAUGUAGGUACAAAACUUUAUGGAAAGUUCGAGUUGCAGUAUGAUGUACUGAAAGAUCUUAAAGUGACUUCCCGCUUUGGCUAUACGAAGUACGAUAAUAAUUCCCGCAGCUUCUCGCCGUUGGUAUUUUAUGGAACGAACAACGUUGAAAAUUCAAUGAAUGCUGAUGGCUCUGCUGUGGCUGGAAAACACAACAGCGUAUCACACGACAAGAACAGCAACUUCAACUAUACCUGGGAAACGUUUGCUAACUACAACUUCAAAGUAGCUAACGAUCAUCAUUUCGAAACGAAGAAAGUUAAUGGUCUUCUCUUCACACCUUCCGCUUCACUUUACCUCGGCACUGUACCGAUCCCGACAGCGAAUAUCGGCUCAACGAAAAGCAGUGGUAUCGAUGUGAUGCUUAGUUAUAACGAAAAAAUCGGGCGUGAUUUCAAAUUGAAUACAUCGGUUACAUUCACCACGUCAACCAACGAAGUAACGGCAACAAACAGUGAUGGUACAGCCAAGAUUUUUGGUGGUGGCUAUUUCAACGGUCAAUCACAAACAGUCACCGUAUUUGAAAAAGGCUUUGCCCCAGGCUAUUUUUAUGGAUAUAAGACCGAUGGCUUGUUCCAAAAUACUGAUGAGAUCAGUAAAGCCGCAGUACAGGAUGGCGCACAACCGGGUGAUAUCCGCUUUGUGGAUGUAAAUAAAGAUGGAGUGAUAUCAGCACUCGACAAAACAAAGAUCGGUGAUCCAUUCCCUGACUUUACCAUGGGAUGGAACCUGAACCUUGAAUACAAGAAUUUUGACUUCAAUGCUUUCGCUUAUGCGUCCGUAGGCAAUGAUAUCUACAGCGCUUAUGAAAGGAAUGCGAACUAUUCGAAUAAGUUCCGCGGCGUAUUGGGAAGAUGGACAGGCCCGGGCACAACAAACGAUGCAACUCAUCCCC